Molecule: messenger RNA, 2472 nt
Organism: Aplysia californica (California sea hare)
Lineage: Eukaryota; Metazoa; Mollusca; Gastropoda; Aplysiida; Aplysiidae
Biological process (GO): nuclear migration
Cellular component (GO): cytoplasm; nuclear outer membrane; meiotic nuclear membrane microtubule tethering complex
Molecular function (GO): actin filament binding
Source: RefSeq, a predicted model, not a curated record
AUGGCAGACCAAAACGACGUAUCUUCUUUAGGUGUCUCCUUGCACUCGGCAGAAGGACUGAGGCAGAGCCUGGACUCUCUAAAGGGCAGUACCUCGAGCUUCCUGAGUAGUGCUGGUUCCUCCUUCACGUGGUCCACCUCAGAGAACUCCACAUGGCCUCGGUCCUGGCGAUCACCCAAGAGCGUCUUCAGCCGAAGUUCGAGCCUUUCUCGUCAUGGGACUUGUAUCCUGCACGCUGGUACAGAAGGUGCUGGGGUUUGUCCUUUUGAUGGAGUCAAAUAUCGGAAAGUGGCUUUCUCCCAAUCUCCUUCCCGAACCGGCGGGGCGGCGUUGUAUGGUUCGCACGAGAUAUACAGUACAGCCAUUGAUCAAACACCAUGGACCCUCCAUGGUACCCAGAAAGAAAGUGAAACAUCUCUACUCGACGCUCCAAGCAGCGGAAUGAAUAACCAGCUCGAUGUCUUUGCGCAAGACUGCAACUCAACAGCAGAUAUCUUGGAAUCAGAUCCGCAUGGCCUAAACGCAAGUUUUAUCUCCUCCGAGAACAACGACAGCGAUGACGUGGCCAUGAGGAUGUCUUCAGCUUUCCAGGAUACGGCAUUAAGUGGUGAUAUCUGGCACUUUAGAGCUUCAGCCUCAACACACCGAGGAGAUGCGAGCCUGACUAGCAGUGUAUCAUCGUGCAGAUUUGACCAAAGCCUGCACCACCAUAAGCAGCGUCCUUUGUUAAGUUCACAAAGGAAGUUCUCCAGAAAAGAUUCGAAAUUUCGUUCUACUCGCGCUACUCCUUUGUCACGCCGAACGGCAGAUUCGAGUUUUCUCCUCGGGGAUUACGCAAGUGGCGUUCAAGGAGGGAUCAACGACACAAAUAGCAGCUACAACAGCAGCUACCUGGCCACAAGCUCUGAGCAGGAGCUGAGGACUCUGAAUGCCGCCAUUGUUAACAUCCGGAAGUGGUUGCGACGACGUCACGAGACCCUGAAAGGCUUCCUCGAUGUCACCAGUUCGGACAGUAAUAAACGUUCCUAUACCAACGAAGAAGUCAAGAAACUGAUUGCAGAGGCAAAGAAACAACAAGAAGCUGUUGACACCUUGUUGGAUAGAGGUGAAAGAUUUCUAGCUCACAGAGCCAACAUUGUUUUGGAAGUGGACUUUGAGAAUCUUGUGUUUUUGUGGAAUUCCUAUGCGGAGGAGUUAAGAAAGCUGUACGAGGCUUCCUUUCCCAAUCGUCGCGUCAAACGUUCACUGAUAUCAGCGAACGCAUGCACAGAAGCUGAAGAGUCAUCUGGGCCUGAGGAACCAAAAAGGCGUUUGAAAAGAAUUCCGUCAGCAACAGAGGAAGCAAACGGAGAUUCAAGACAGAGAGGCUCAGUUUCGAUUGGGAAUAGCCACUUGAGUUCUGAAGAGUCCCCUCAAAGUCAAAAAGAUUAUUUCGAAAUUGAUCAGGGGACAAAUUCCUUUGUGAAACAAAGCUCAGAUUCCUUUGGCUCGGAUUCACACGUUUCGGAUAUAAGUGAAAAGAAUUCUCGUGGGCUUUGUCUUGCGGAUCUCGAGACACCCGACCAGCAUCUUACUGUUGAUGACCUCACCUGUGACAAGGGGGAUUCCGUUCUAGUGCACUCAGCAGAGCCUUUGGAUAACGAGAUAAUCUCUUUAGAAGUGGUGAAUGAUCCCCUUUCUGAAACGGAUUAUAAUGUCUCGCCUCUCGCAUCAUGUGAUGGGACUUUCCCAGAACCCCCGGAAGGGGCGAUGCUAACAUCUCAUCAGGCGUCAAAUCCAGGAUACGACAUGGCUUCUCAGCACCCAUCCUCCAUGGAAGCUGUAGAGUGUGAGGAAGGAGUACGUCAUCAGCAUGGUGGAAACAACGGAGCGACUAUGACAGCGAAGACCAACAACCUGACCCCUCUGGUGGUCAUGCCAGCAAUGGGAGGAGGUGAUAGCGACGAUAACCUUUCACCUUGCUCCAUGCUGACCAAGGAUUUGGUCGCUGCCACCUCUGAGGGAAGUUUGAGAUCUGAUACCGAUGGCUUGGCCCCUUUCGACUCACCAAGCUUGAAGGUUUUCGAUUCACCAGGUCUGGAGUUGCCUUCAGAAGCUAAGCGUCGCCGAAUGCUUCUGGAUACUUCGUCCAACACCAGCACCUUGAGCAGCAGGUCUGAGUCACCCCUCAAUAGCCUCGACAGUAGUCGCUCGGCCACUCCGACCGGCACCCUCACUCGUGCCGACAGAAAAGGAGAAUUGUGGAAAGCUAUCAAUUCGAUUGAUAAUUUUCUCAUGGAUAAAGACAUUAUCGAGGCUUGCAAGUCUACUGAAAAGGAUUUGAGUAAUGACGACGAUGAUUUGGCUGGCACUCCCAAUGUGUCAUUCACGGAAUUCUUACAACAGUACAGAGAACUCACGGAUUGGUUAAAUCAAGUCCACAAAGUGACACAGAGAGAAGUGACUAGUCUAUCGGAGAAGUACUUAAAUCAG